AUGUCAACAGAAUCAAAUGAGCGUCAAACAAUUGACCUUCCUGCAACUAAGGAUCAACCGGCAACAGAGCCACAUUAUCUCCUCGAUGAUCGUAGUGCAGCUGCUCUGAAAGACCUACAGGAGGGUGACCUGCUGCAAAUGGUCGUUGAUCAUGACGAAGGCGUGAUUGAAUUCGCCGAUUUAAACAGAAAAGUAGCACCUGACUCUCUUGCCAAGUACUUUGAGGCACCGACAACAAAACAAUUUGCCUUCUAUCGUCACCCUGAGUCUAAUGCCGUCGUCUUGAUUUGGACACGUUUCCCAGCAGCGACAUCUGUCAAGACCACCCGUGUUCAAGUUCGUUUGAGGAGGGAGUUGACUUGGUAUGCUGAAAGAGAGGGGAUUGAAACUGUUAUUGCGCAUCAAGUUUAUUCUCAAAAGGACAUCACUAGUGAGAGCUUGCAGGAAGCAAUCGCUGCGUCACAGGAAUCCAGAGAGCUUUAG
Messenger RNA from Fusarium sp. VM40, 483 nucleotides. The record is from the annotation of a GenBank genome assembly. Lineage: Eukaryota; Fungi; Ascomycota; Sordariomycetes; Hypocreales; Nectriaceae.